This is a messenger RNA of Rotaria socialis, 3207 nucleotides long. The record is from the annotation of a GenBank genome assembly. NCBI's taxonomy places the organism in Eukaryota, Metazoa, Rotifera, Eurotatoria, Philodinida, Philodinidae.
AUGCUUGAUUAUGUUAGCCAACGGUCCUUACCGACCAUAUCAAAACCAAUACAAUUUGUUCGUAUAAUUUCCAUCGCUUUUAUGUUUCUUAGCUCAAUGUGUUUAUGUUUUCAUGGCUUUGAUUCACAAUCAUUUGCAAAACCAUCAUUACACGAAGUUUUUAAAGCUCGCAGUGCACAUCAGACAAAAAGAUCACUACGUAUUAUAUAUUUUCGUGAAUUCGACAUGACUAUUGAUGAAAAUCGUUUAAAAAAUGAUGUUAAAAAUCUUACAGAAUCAUAUGAAAUCGAUUUAAAAAUCAAAGUCUUUAAUCAAUCAACAUUAUUAUUGAGUGAAAAAUUAUGUUCAUUGAUAGCCCAAGAAAAACGUGAUACAAUAAUAAUAGCAGAUCUAUACACUAAAGAAAUUGAUUUGAUAUCUCGAUCAUUGAAAAUGCCAACUAUUGCUACUACAAACAGAUAUCAAAUCGUUCAAGGCAAACAGCAUAACCCGUAUUUAUUUAAAUUAAUGCCAGAUGCUGUAGAAGAAGCAAAGGCAGUAGCGUAUGCUUUAGAUACGCGUUCAGUUUAUACUCGAAUAGCUUUAAUUUAUGAUAUCUCAAUUGAUAUGGUUGAAUAUCGUUUAUCAUAUCUUCGUCUUACUAAACAACAUAUUAUUUAUCGAGCACAUUUACCGCGUAUAUCACUUUUAUAUGAUUUGAAUCAUCGAGCAGCAAAGAUUAUUGCUGAUUUAAAAGAAAUAAAAAUUGAUCUUAUUUUGUGUAUAAUGUCAACGGAACGUGAAUUACAAUUUAUUCGUUUAAUAAAAAAAAUGAAUAGUGCAUCAGAAAUGAAUUUAUUAUUAAAUAAAACAAGUUGGUGGUUCGCUUCACGUCUUGGUGACAUACAUAAUUCAGCGUAUCUUCCAAAAAUUUACACGGCAAACGAAGAUCGUCGAAGAUUAUUAGGUCAAUUUGAAAGUUCAAGUAUAAAAGUUUUAUUACAUGCUGUUAUAAGAACAUAUAUUCGUAUACCAAUAUCAUCACUAUCUAUUGGUGCAGGUAAUUGUGCUACUCAACAAAAUACAAAUCAAUUAAGAAAGACAGAUUUGUUUAUUAAAUUAUUUACAAAUUUUACUGAAUGGAGUUGUGAGAUUCGAAUUGGUUCUGGCGUUGAUCCAAUUCUAUUUGAACCUGAUACUCUUGUAUGGCGUGUUCCGACAAUCUUCUGGGUUCAUACAGAACAUACAUGUCAGGGCAUGCUAUUCCGCGUAUUCUAUUCAACAAAUAAUAAUGCUGAACAAUUAUUUCGUUCAUGUCGUCCUAUAAGUGUAUCAUCCCGUAAAAGUUCCACAUCAACACAGUCUGAUAAUUCAAGUACAGUGAUAUCAUCAUCAAAUGCUCUUGUUGAUAUAAAAACUUAUCAUCAAAUGUUUGGUAAAUUAUCACAUGAUUCAAAAACUGAUUGUCGAUAUGUUCAUAUUCAAACACCAUUACAAACACCAGUUAUUGUUGGUGUCGUUGAACCACCAUAUAUAUUCAUAUCAGACGCUGAAAUUUCAUCAGAAUUUCAUUGUAAUUAUGGUAUACAUUGUUAUCAAAUCGAUCCAUUAGGGAUUAAUUUUACAACCGAUGCACUUUUUUUCCAUUCAAAAAUGACUACGAAACCACAUUGUUGUUAUGGAAUAUCGAUUAAUCUUUUGCUACGUUUUGAAGAUUCAAAAUUAGUUAUACCAUUAAAAGCAACAAAAUUGUUCGUAUUUUUGGAUAAACCAAAUAAAUGGUUAGCAUUAACACAAACAUUACAAAAUCGUCGAGCACACUUAUCAAUAUCAGCAAUACCAUAUGAAUCUUUUUUAGCACGUGCAAUUGAUUUAAGUCCACCAUUUUAUCAUUCAUCAUAUGCUAUUCUAACUGUACCAACAACAACAGGACCAUCGUUAGGCGCUUUUUUACAGCCAUUUUCGUGGACAACAUGGUGUAUGAUAUUUUUAGUAUUAAAUGUUACUGCUUUAUUUGAAGUUUUUUUUGAAUGGCAUAGUCCAUAUGGUCUAACACCAAGAGGUCGUCGGCGACAUAAAAUAUUUAGUUUAGCAUCAGCGUUAACACUUGGUUGGUCAGUUAUUUUUUCACAUACAUUUAAAACGAAAUCUCCAAAAUGUUGGUCUAAUCGAUUUUUAGGCAAUGUGUGGGGUGGAUUCGGUAUUGUAUUCAUUGCUAUUUAUACUGCUAAACUAGCUGCAUUUAUGGUUGAUACUGGUCGAACACAUAGUGCGAGUACUAUUCAAGGCAUACUUGAUGAUUGCCGUAGCAUGCCUCGAUGUACUGUCGGUGUUGUUGCAAAUACAAGUGAUGAAGAAUAUUUAAAAAGAUUUCAUUCAAAUACACUUUAUCGUCAUAUUCAAUAUGUAUCAUCUUAUGGUCAAGGUAUUGAUUUACUCCGUAGUCAUGUCAUAACAUAUCUUCUUAUGGAUCAUUCAAUGGCAAGAUAUUAUUUAACACGUGACGUUUUCAAAUUGAUUCGUAUGAGUGACGAUAACUUUGGUACAUUUGGUUUAUCAUUAGCCUUUUCUAAAUUUGAAACAGACUUAAAAGAAAAUAUAACAAAUAUUUUAUUAUCUUAUGUUGAUAAAGGCAUUAUACAACGUCUACAUGAUGAUUGGUAUGUGUAUGAAAAUUGUGAAACUAAACUAUUAAAUGAGAAUCGAGUUUUAUCUGUUGAUCGAUUUCUUGGUGUUUUUAUACUCUUAAUAGCUGGUAUGCUAGUUGGAUUCUUGAUACUUCUACUAGAAUGGUUGAUAUUUAAAUUUGCUAUACCAUAUUGGCGAAAACGACAGUGGCCUGGCUGGCUAUUCUUGUCUCAACGAAUGUACGCCGUAUUAAAUGUAUCAAAUGAUCUAUAUAACAAAACUUAUGCUACACAAAAAUAUAAUUCAUUUACACUUAUUGGAGAACGGCUUCAUAAUUACUCUACUCGACGUGAUAGUUUAGAUUUGCAUGUUGUUGAUGUUCCAAAAUUAUUAACGACAACCUAUCAAUUGAAAGAACGAAUAAAAAUUAUGAAUCAACAAGAGCAACAAAUGACGUGUAUUUCUCCGAAUGGUGAUUUACGAUCGAAAAAAGAAAACUAUGAAAAAGUUUUUAUUCAAAGACGUAUCAGAGAACUUGAACAAGAAUUAAAACAUUUGAGAUCACAAUUAAUACCCAAUUCAUCACCAGAUGACCUGUAA